Molecule: messenger RNA, 1524 nt
Organism: Penicillium atrosanguineum
Lineage: Eukaryota; Fungi; Ascomycota; Eurotiomycetes; Eurotiales; Aspergillaceae
Product: PRKCSH domain-containing protein
Exons: 2
Coding region: 1-1524 (507 amino acids)
Biological process (GO): endoplasmic reticulum unfolded protein response; retrograde protein transport, ER to cytosol
Cellular component (GO): endoplasmic reticulum lumen
Source: RefSeq, a predicted model, not a curated record
AUGGGCCAGACUAGGUGGACUAUCGUGCCAUGGCUCAUGCUGGCCUGUGCCGCAGCCACCGCGUCGGCAGAUAAGCGGCCUUUCAAUAUCCACGAUGAUCUUCUGGCCUAUCCACAGUACCAAUUAACCUUCCCAGAAGAAUAUAUCCUUCACUCUCAAGCCGAAGAGUUGCUUCGCACACAAGCCAGCUCCGACAGCCCUUCGAACAACCCUCAGGUGUACACACCCAAGGACUCCACCGAUGACUCCACGCGGGGUGGCGAGGAGGUCGCCCGACCAGACUAUACUUACGAAGAGAUGAUUUUGGAUGACCGGCGACUCCUUUGCCAAAUACCACGCGUGACGGUUGAAUCCAACAAGACGAACAGCCAAGCGGACGAAGUAGACGAACAGAAGGAGCUGGCCCGCGCGACAGACCGCGGUCUUGAGCUUUUACGCGAAAUGGAGGACAAGUGCAUGUACUACUUCUCCGGCUGGUGGUCGUACUCAUUCUGCUACCGAAAGCAGAUCAAGCAAUUUCACGCACUCGCCGCAGGCCGUGGCGUCCCAAAUUAUCCACCCAUGGAAGACCCGAACACUCAUUCCUUUGUCUUGGGGCAAUUCCCCGCCGAAGCAAAUGACAAAGAAAAAGGAACUCAGGAGCACAAACAGACAUACCCGACCGACGUGGCAGAACUACACACCAAAGGUGGCUCGCGCUAUCUUGUGCAACAUCUACGUGGUGGCACCAAAUGUGACUUGACUGGACGCGACCGCAGAGUCGAAGUGCAGUUUCACUGCCAUCCGCAGUCCACGGACCAGAUUGGAUGGAUCAAAGAAUUGACCACCUGUUCCUACCUUAUGGUUAUCUACACACCUCGACUCUGUGACGACAACGCCUUUUUGCCGCCUCAGCAGGAUGAAGUCCAUGAUAUCGAAUGUCGUGAGAUCCUGAUGCCCGAGGAUGUCCCCGAGUGGGAAGCCGUGAAAGAGUGGUUUACGUCUCACCAAUUAGAGGAUUCAGCAGCGGCGGCCGCCGCCGUCCAGUCCCCACCUGAGUUUCAAAUUGUCGGAGGGAUCGUGGUGGGCGGGCAAAAGCUCGUGGGCAUGGAGGGUAAGCAGAUUGAGAAGGGCCGAGUGGCAUCUGCAGGCGAAGAGCGCGUUGUGGACGUUGUUGCAAAACGCGAGAACGGGAAGAUGAAACCCGCAUCCUCGCAGGUGCUGAAGAAAUACGACCUCAGCCCCGAAAGAGUUGAAGAAAUGGGGAAAAGACUAGAGGAGUUGGCCAAGGGCAAAGACUGGAGCCUGGAAGUGGUCGAGAGCGAUGGAGUGAUCAAAUUCCAGGGCGUUGUCCCCGAUGAUGAUGAGGCACCGCCGCAGCAGAAUGAAAACAAGGCUGCACCCCAAGCUAAAGACACCAAAACUACAGAACCCAAGGUACCUGAGCACAGGGCCGGCGAUGAUUCGAAAUCACAACCGGUAACCCCAGAUACGGAGGCUGACGACGGGGAAGGAAGUGAGGAAACCUUCAAAGAUGAACUAUGA